CUUCCUUUCAGAGUGAUCGUCUCCUCAUCAAAGGGGCAAAGAUAGUGAACGAUGAUCAGUCAUUCUUGGCUGAUAUCUACAUGGAGGAUGGAGUCAUCAAGCAAAUAGGAGAUAACCUCAUUGUUCCAGGGGGAGUGAAGAUCAUAGAGGCACAUGGGAGAAUGGUGAUGCCUGGAGGUAUCGAUGUGCACACCCGCUUCCAGAUGCCUGACCGAGGCAUGGUGGCAGCAGAUGACUUUUACCAGGGCACCAGGGCAGCUCUAGCUGGAGGGACGACUAUGAUCAUUGACCAUGUGGUGCCGGAGCCUGGCGUCAGCUUGAUUGCAGCUUUCAAACAGUGGAGGGAAUGGGCUGAUAGCAAGUCCUGUUGCGACUAUUCUCUUCAUGUGGACCUCACCGACUGGAACAAAGGCGUUCAAGAAGAGAUGGAGACCCUCGUUAAGGAUCAUGGUGUCAACUCUUUCCUGGUCUAUUUGGCUUAUAAGGAUGUUUUCCAACUUUCUGACUCUCAGAUCUAUGAGGUGUUCAGUGUCAUCAGGGACCUCGGUGCCAUUGCACAGGUGCAUGCUGAGAAUGGAGACAUCAUUGCAGAGGAGCAGAGGCGUAUUCUCGAGCUGGGUAUCACUGGGCCUGAAGGUCAUGUGCUUAGCCGUCCAGAGGAGGUGGAGGCAGAGGCAGUCAAUCGCUCUGUCACCAUAGCCAAUCAGACCAACUGUCCCCUCUACAUCACCAAGGUGAUGAGCAAGACUGCUGCUGAUGUCAUCGCCCUCGCCAGGAAAAAGGGUGCUGUGGUCUAUGGAGAACCUAUAUCUGCCAGCUUGGGCACAGAUGGUACCCAUUACUGGAGCAAGAACUGGGCCAAAGCAGCAGCCUAUAUCACUUCUCCACCACUCAGUCCUGAUCCCACAACCCCUGACUACCUCAGCUCUCUGUUGUCAUGUGGGGACUUGCAGGUGACUGGUAGCGCUCACUGCACCUUCCAGACUUCUCAGCGUGCUGUAGGCAAAGAUAACUUCACCAUGAUCCCAGAGGGCACCAACGGCACUGAGGAGAGGAUGUCCCUAAUCUGGGACAAAUGUGUGGUGACUGGAAAGAUGGACGAGAAUCAGUUUGUGGCAGUGACCAGCACAAACGCGGCUAAGACCUUCAACCUUUACCCGCGCAAGGGCCGCAUCGCCGUGGGCUCCGAUGCUGAUCUCGUGCUGUGGGACCCAGAUUUCACCAAGAUCAUCUCAGCCAAGAGCCACAACCUGGCUGUGGAGUAUAACAUCUUUGAGGGCACAGAAGUGCGCGGAGGCCCCCUGGUGGUAAUCAGCCAGGGUAAGAUUGUGUUGGAGGACGGCAGCCUUCACACCACGGAGGGCUGUGGGCGCUACGUCAGCCGCAAACCCUUCCCAGACCAAGUGUACAAGAGGAUUAAGGCUCGCAGCAGGCUGACAGAGUUGCGAGGAGUCCCCAGGGGCCUGUACGAUGGGCCGGUGUGCGAGGUGACUGUGACACCCAAGGUGAUGUCCACCGUCUCCUCGGUGAAGACUUCUCCUGCCAAGCAGCAGCAGCCGCAGCAACAGCAGGUUUCUGUUCAGCCUGUGCGCAACCUGCACCAGUCUGGCUUCAGUCUGUCUGGUGCCCAAGUUGAUGACAACAUUCCCCGUCGUAACACUCAGCGCAUCGUGGCUCCCCCGGGAGGAAAAGCCAACAUCACCAGCCUCGGCUAAGCCGUUUUCUCACUUUGGUGCAGGGCAUCAUGGGACCAGAAUCCACCAUUACCACCAUCACAUCACAUCUGGUCCACAACACAAACCUGUGACUCCCCCGGCACCCCACCCGAAAGCACUCCAUCCAUUCUCAUUCACCCACUACUACGUCACCUCAUGCAAAACAAGAAAAAGCACUAUUGCAUUUUGUUUAAUCUCUCCUGCCAUAUUCCAUUGUUAAGGAAGAGUCAAGUGAAUUGAAACAGCUUGCUUUUUUGCAGUUUUUUCAAGCCCAGUGUGACUAUUGAUGAAAUGAAUUUGUUUACAUUUGUUUACUUUUUUUUGUAUAAUUUGUGCUGUACAUGUUUGAAUUGUUAAAUUGCCUUUUCUGCUCAAAAAUCAACAGAAAACAAAUCCAAGAAGCGGUCAGUUUUAUGAGCUGGCAUUUUUAGAAGUAGCAUAGCAUUUGUUUACAAUUUUUCUUCUCGUGCUGUUCAUUUCUCAGAUAUUAAACAGAAUGUGCUGGCGGUCGUGCUACAACCACCUGUCCGCGUGCGUUACAUUGUUGUAACAUUGCUGUUUUAAUACAAAAUACUAUAACAUUUCUGAUAUAGAAAAUUCCAAAUACUAAUCAUAACACAUUUCUUUCUAAAGUGGACAGUAUUUGAUUUUGUGUAGGUCCUGCAGUAUACUGAGUGCUGCUGAACAAUUCACCUUGGUCUUCCUUUUGUGUUAUUGUUGCACUUUGUCCCUGUUUUAAAAAAAUGAAUCUUUUUGAUGUUUUUAUCAUGUUAAGUCAUUUUGAUAUGCGCUGACUGCACUGAAAGGAAAAGAAAGGGUAUUUAAAGGGUUCACACCACUCAUUCAUCUUCAUUCUGAAUCAUUUUAAAGGGAGGGAAAUGUUUGGCACAUAAGAGUUUGUCUGAGACACAUGAACAUUUCCCCUCAUUUCAUCAUUUUGUUUUUGCCUCAUGUUUGUUUCAAAGGUUGUCAAGGCAACAAGUUACAAUAAUCAGACCGGUAUAUAUUGUUCAGGACCCAAAACAGACACUAAGAAACUAGAAAGAGAGGUUUUUCCGACAGCCUCUCUGCACCUGGUGCUAUAUGAAACUCGCUGUAUAUGAUCAGAUGAUGUCAACAUGAUCUGCACAGCAGUUGUGUCAGCUUUGUAAUAACAGCAGCCAGGGUAGAGUUUCCAUUUACCCAGUUCUGACAGAAAUUGUCUUGCACCUGUAACAAUCCAAAUUGUAAAAAUGUAUGUGAGCUUGCAACUUUUAUUUGUGUUGGAUAUGUCUGUAUGCUUUAAGGAUAUUUGUUGAAUUAAAAAUAAUUGCCUGCCUGUCCUGUAAGAUAUUGAUAGCACACUGUAUCUAUGAAGGCUCUUAAAGAAGUGAAACUGUGAACUUUGAGACCUGAUGAAAAAAAAGCGUCAGUAUGCAUAUGAAACCCCCCCCCCCCCCCC
Molecule: messenger RNA, 3156 nt
Organism: Scomber scombrus (Atlantic mackerel)
Lineage: Eukaryota; Metazoa; Chordata; Actinopteri; Scombriformes; Scombridae
Gene: dpysl2a
Product: dihydropyrimidinase like 2a
Exons: 13
Coding region: 81-1715 (544 amino acids)
Cellular component (GO): cytoplasm; cytosol
Molecular function (GO): hydrolase activity, acting on carbon-nitrogen (but not peptide) bonds, in cyclic amides
Source: RefSeq, a predicted model, not a curated record